Molecule: messenger RNA, 1500 nt
Organism: Penicillium angulare
Lineage: Eukaryota; Fungi; Ascomycota; Eurotiomycetes; Eurotiales; Aspergillaceae
Product: L-lactate dehydrogenase (cytochrome)
Exons: 3
Coding region: 1-1500 (499 amino acids)
Biological process (GO): lactate metabolic process
Molecular function (GO): heme binding; L-lactate dehydrogenase (cytochrome) activity
Source: RefSeq, a predicted model, not a curated record
AUGGCGCAGGAUAAACUGACUGGCGCGAAGGUCGCCGAGCACAACUCCAAGGACUCAUGUUGGGUGAUCGUCCACGGAAAGGCCUACGACGUCACCGAAUUUUUACCAGAACACCCCGGUGGCCAGAAGAUUAUUUUGAAAUACGCUGGCAAAGAUGCGACCGAGGAAUUCGAUCCUAUUCACCCACCGGAUACCCUGGACAAGUAUCUCGAUCAGUCGAAGCAUCUGGGCCAAGUCGAUAUGACUACAGUCGAGCAGGAGGAGAAAGCAUUUGAUCCAGAAGAGGCGGAACGCCAGGAACGCUUAAAAUUAAUGCCCUCAUUGUCAGCGUGCUAUAACCUCAUGGACUUUGAAGCCGUCGCAAGACAAGUAAUGAAAAAGACAGCAUGGGCCUACUACUCCAGUGGUGCAGAUGAUGAAAUUACGAUGCGCGAAAACCAUGCCGCAUUCCACAAAAUUUGGUUCCGACCCCGUAUCCUCGUGGACGUUGAGAAUGUCGAUAUGUCGACCACAAUGCUAGGAACCAAAUGCUCAAUCCCAUUCUAUGUCACAGCCACCGCACUCGGCAAACUAGGCCACCCGGAAGGCGAAGUUGUUCUUACAAGAGCAGCAAAGACCCACGAUGUCAUCCAGAUGAUUCCUACACUAGCGUCGUGUUCAUUUGAUGAAAUUGUUAAUGCAAAGCAAGGUGAUCAAGUCCAGUGGCUGCAGCUCUAUGUGAAUAAGGACCGUGCCAUCACCGAAAAGAUCGUAGCGCACGCUGAAAAGCGUGGAUGCAAAGGUCUUUUUAUCACUGUUGAUGCACCACAACUUGGUCGUCGCGAGAAAGAUAUGCGUUCGAAGUUCUCGGACACCGGCUCAGACGUGCAGGCCGGAGAUAGCAAUGUUGAUCGGUCACAGGGCGCUGCACGUGCGAUCUCUAGUUUUAUUGAUCCCGCACUUUCCUGGAAGGAUAUCCCCUGGUUCCGAUCGAUUACCAAGAUGCCUAUCAUCCUCAAGGGUGUACAAUGUGUGGAGGAUGUUCUCCGUGCAGUAGAAGCCGGUGUUGAUGGCGUUGUUCUUUCCAAUCAUGGAGGUCGUCAGCUUGAAACCGCUCGGUCUGGUAUUGAAGUCCUGGCGGAGGUGAUGCCUGCAUUACGGGAGCGCGGUUGGGAACAUCGUAUCGAAGUCUAUGUUGAUGGUGGUGUUCGUCGCGCAACAGAUAUUCUGAAGGCAUUGUGUCUUGGCGCGAAGGGAGUGGGUAUUGGCCGACCAUUCCUUUACGCCAUGUCUUCAUACGGCCAGGCUGGCGUAGAACAUGCGAUGCAGCUGCUGAAAGAUGAGAUGGAGAUGAAUAUGCGCUUGAUUGGUGCAUCGCGCAUUGAGGACUUGAACCCCCGUUUAUUGGAUACCCGUGGCUUGAUGGGUGGUCAUUCUGGUGUGAUUCCUUCCGAUACGUUGGGCUUGGGGGCUUACGAUCCACUUGAGGCACCUCGAUUUAAUGAGAAGGCUAAACUGUAG